Oncorhynchus nerka (sockeye salmon) is the source of this 3438-nucleotide messenger RNA. Its product is annotated as hyaluronan and proteoglycan link protein 1-like. The record is from RefSeq and is a predicted model, not a curated record. Gene Ontology annotation, cellular component: perineuronal net; synapse. The coding region runs from base 220 to 1284 and encodes 354 amino acids. The transcript is spliced from 4 exons. Gene Ontology annotation, molecular function: hyaluronic acid binding. Gene Ontology annotation, biological process: central nervous system development; glial cell differentiation; skeletal system development. NCBI's taxonomy places the organism in Eukaryota, Metazoa, Chordata, Actinopteri, Salmoniformes, Salmonidae.
CCUCUAAGGAGCCCAAACUUUCCAGUAGCACUACCGGCGGCUGCUGCACCAGGGUUGCUGGCACACCUCGUAAAAGAAAGAAAGAACGAAAGAAAGAAAGAAAACAAACAAAGAACUCUUGAUUUUGAUAUAUUUGCUACCUAGCAAAUUAGUGUGACAUUUCAUAUUGAAGUUCUUUGCAUUUCCAGUGAAGCGGCCCCUUGGUGUGAAAAAAAGAAAAUGAGAGCUCUGCUUUGCACCGCUUUGCUUUCUCUGACCCUGGCCAGCAGUGUGUACAGUGAUACCGACAGCACUGCUUCUGCACCAGUCAACGCAGCAGAGACUGAACUUGGUGAUCAGAACCGUGUGUUUGCCAGUCGCGGCUCCAACAUCACUCUACCAUGCCGGCUCCACCGCCGGCAUGGGAUGUCUUUCGGCCGCAUGGGCAUAAGGAUCAAGUGGACCAAGCUGUCUGCGGAUGAGUCACUGGAGGAAGAUGUGCUGGUGUCCAUGGGCUUCCACAAGAAGAGCUACGGCAGCUUCCUGGGCCGUGUCCGCCUGCUGGAGGCUGACGAUGAUGACGCCUCACUGCACAUCAACGACGUGUCCCUGGACGACAUGGGAAAGUUCCGUUGUGAAGUCAUUGAUGGCAUGGACGAUGUCAUUCAUGAGGUUACCUUGGAGGUGCAAGGUAGUGUAGGCUACAGCGACGGUGUGGUGUUCCCUUACUCCCCACGGCUGGGUCGAUACAACCUCAACUUCCACCAUGCCGAGCAGGCUUGCCUGGACCAGGACUCUGUGGUGGCCUCCUUCGACCAGCUCUACAAGGCCUGGAGGAGUGGCCUUGACUGGUGCAAUGCCGGUUGGCUGAACGACGGCUCCGUGCAGUACCCCAUAACCAACCCCAGACAGGCCUGUGGAGGAGUCAACUCCGGUGCGGGCCUGAGAAGCUACGGCCAGCGCGACAAGUCCAAAAGCCGCUACGAUGUCUUCUGCUUCACCUCUGCCGUCAACGGCCACUUCUACUGGCUGGUGCAGCCCGACAAGCUAACGUUCAACGAGGCUGCUCAGGCGUGCCAGGAUGACGGAGCUGAGAUCGCCAAGGUGGGUCAGAUGUACGCUGCAUGGAAGCUGAACGGCUAUGACCGCUGCGACUCUGGCUGGCUGGCUGACGGCAGUGUCCGCUACCCCAUCUCCAGACCCCGCAGGAACUGCAGCCCGACAGAGGCGGCUGUGCGCUUUGUGGGAUUCCCCGACAAGAAGCAAAAGCUCUUCGGCGUCUACUGCUUCAAGGGCCAGCAGUGAAGAGGAAAUGGCUUAGCCCUGAGCACCAAACCCAUAUAACCAUCAAAGAAAAACAACAACAACACCACCAAUAAACAAAAUAUGCAUAUCAGGACUUAAUUUGCAUGAAGUAGCAUCAGCUCAUUACCUUACCAAUACUGUGAUACAUUUGUUUUAAUGAAUAGUGUAAAAUCUCAUUUUUCAUACCACAACCGAUCCAAGGCUAUUUUCUAAGCUGAAACAAGCGUUAUUCCUUAACAUUUUCAGUCAUGUAAUACGUUGCUCAUAUAAUAUGACAAUACCAUUUUUAGUUAUACAAAAUGUUGGUCACAUAAUAACACGGUACUAUGGUUGAAAUGGACUGGAUGAGUUAUCUUCUAAGGGCUAGAUUCAAUCAGAUCAGCUUUAGCCAACAUCUAUAUAGCGAUUUGUUUUGGCGCUGUUGGAGGUGGAACUGCAUUAGAGCUGUCAAAUUGGCGAGUAGCUCGUCUUGAUCACUGUUGCAAAGCCACAACCGUCCCAUUCGCAUUAAAAUUGUAGGCUACAGAGAAAUAAUGUUCUAAUUGAAAAUCAUUCAAUGAAAUGAGGAUUUCUGUCACCGUAUUCAAGGUGUAGAUUACGUCUCACAUUCCAGUGUUUGAACCUGGAAACAAGGCUACAAGGGAUUUCUCUUAAUUCUACUCCGUGCAGCCAAUUGCAACAUCCCCUUUAGGUAUAAUUCCAGGAGCCACUUGUGGAUUUGACAGCUCUAACACAGUUCCAACACCGCAAAAACAACCCCUAUGCGGAUGUCGGCUAAAGCAGAUCUGAUUGAAUAGAGCCCUAACUAACAUGUACUGUGGCCUAUCUAGCAGCUUAUGAGCUAAAUUGCAUGAACAUAAAGACCACUGUUUGACUAUGGCAGAAGUCUAUUUGGAUUUCAGUAACACUUGCACAGUAAUGCUACCACAAAAAAAUCACAUAUAUAUUUCAAUCCGAAUCUGAAGUGAAUAUUCAUCUGAGCAGAGGGGCAUUUCACAAAGGAGAUUCAAGCUAACUUUCCUGAAACAGCAAACUAGGAUAUUGUUUCAGAAUUUCAGAAAUGUUUGCUAUUAAUUUACAGACCCUAAUCUCUGAAAAACACCUUUGUAUUUCUGCUUUUAUUUUACUGAUACCUUUCUCUCCUCAGAUAAAAGUCAGUGAAGGAAUAAUCUCAGCGUACAAUAGGCCUAGUGUUUAAAAACAAUGACCUAGCCAUCCAAUCACAGCCAAGUGCAUAUCAGGAUUGCAAUACAAUUGGAGUGAAUCCUUGCAAACUAAGCGGGAACUCUGAUAUUGGUAUUUAACAGCAGUACAGAAACAGCUGUAUGUCUGUGUAACACUGGAAUGGCAGCCAAACAGGGAUCCACAUUGACAAACUGCUGCUGUUGCAAAGGAUUUGGGUUGAUUGUACAUCAUCGCCGAAGUUACGAGCUGCAAAGGGCUUACAUUACACUUCUCAGGGCAUGCAACCCCCUUUAAGAUCCCGUUGCUAGUGUGCAACAGUGCUUUAAGACAGUGCCUUAAGCCUUAAGCCAGGUGACCAUUUUGGGUGAUCCAUCCAGGCCACCCAAGACCUGCUUUGAGAACUGCCAAUUGUAUAAUUCUGUCAAAACGAUGUUGAGCAGCUUUUACCUUCACGCACAAAUAAAAACGCAGGGUCUGACUCAAAUCCUGACUUGAAGAGGUUGGUCCAGUCCAGACUCGAAGAUCAAAAGAGUCACAAAGCAUUUCAGAACAAAUAUAAAGUGGGAAAAAAGAGAGACUAGAAAUAUUCCAUCUGACUUGUGGUCUAUAUAUGUUAUUGCUGCUUUGUAUUCUCUUAGCAUUAGAAUACUAAUCGUCCCCUAAGGACAUGCAGGAGGUCGACAACUGAGAUCUGUGUUGACUGAAAUCACAACCACUAGCCAAUAUUUGCCAAUAAAACUGAUCAUACAAUUUUUUUUGUGUGUGUUGUAUUUCGGCUAACCUUUUUCUCUUUCCUAGAUCUGGCAUUGACAGGUAGCAUGUGGUUAUUUGGUUGAACCUGAUUUACUAACUGCAGUUAGAUAAAAAAUAGACUGACACACAUUCCUCGGUGGAGGUAUUAUUUGUUUUCUAAUGCCUAGUACCUUUUUAAACAAAAGACCAAACUGAAAAUAAAAACUUGGUGAUAGA